Myxocyprinus asiaticus (Chinese sucker) is the source of this 2073-nucleotide messenger RNA. RefSeq names its product galactose-3-O-sulfotransferase 1b (gene gal3st1b). NCBI's taxonomy places the organism in Eukaryota, Metazoa, Chordata, Actinopteri, Cypriniformes, Catostomidae. Bases 156 to 1415 code for a protein of 419 amino acids. Gene Ontology annotation, molecular function: galactosylceramide sulfotransferase activity. The transcript is spliced from 3 exons. Gene Ontology annotation, biological process: galactosylceramide biosynthetic process; myelination. The record is from RefSeq and is a predicted model, not a curated record. Gene Ontology annotation, cellular component: membrane.
UCAUUUCAAAAAGCUUCAGGAUGCUUCAGACCAACUUCUGUCAUCUUUGCAAUAAUGUCUGACUUAUGGCUUUAUUUGAGGGAUUAACAGGCAAUAUUUUAACAAGGACUGAUAAGUAUUAACAGGACCCAAGAGAGUUUGGGAAAGACUAUUAAAUGGGGAAACAAGCAAAGCGAGUGAAACACAGGUUGAUUUUGGGGGCUUUCAUCAUGGUCUUGUUCUACUGUUUUAUGGCACCAAAACUCCUUGCUACACUUGGUGUUUCUCUGGCCCCUUGUGUUCAAGACACAUCAAACACUGACGGGUGGAAUAAUUCUCCAGUCUCCAAGAGCAUUUCCAAAGACAAAGAGGCCUGUAGGCCAAAAGUGAACCUGAUGUUCAUGAAAACCCAUAAGACCGCUAGCAGUACUUUGCUCAACAUUCUCCUCCGCUUUGGAGAAAAGCACCAGUUGAAGUUUGCUUUCCCAGAUGGUCACAAUGACUUUUUCUACCCAUCAAGUUUCUUUCGAACUCAAGUGAAGGGCUACCAGCCAGGUUUGUGCUUUAAUAUCAUGUGCAAUCACAUGCGAUUCAAUGCAUCUGAAGUUGAGCAGCUUCUUCCAGCAGAUGCAUUUUUCUUCACCAUCUUAAGAGACCCCGCAGAGCAGUUUGAGUCAUCAUUUCACUACUUCAAAGGGUACGUGCCCCAAACAUGGAGAAUACCGGGAAAAAACCAACUUAAAGAGUUUCUCUCAAACCCAAACCACUACUUCAACCCAGAGGGAAUCAACGCUUUCUAUCUAAAGAACUUACAGAUUUUUGACUUUGGCUUCGAGAACAAUUUAGAAGUUGGCGAUCCAAGAGUGCAACAAGGCAUUGAAUACAUUGCGAAACGCUUUCAAUUAGUCUUAAUUUCAGACCAUUUUGAGGAGUCGCUCAUUUUACUAAAAGAUGCUCUUUGUUGGCAGAUGGAUGAUUUGUUAUAUUUUAAACUUAAUGCACGACAUGUCAUGUCUGUAUCUCCACUUGACCCUGAACUCAAGGCCAAAGCUCGUGAAUGGAACGGUGCUGACUGGCGACUCUAUCAACAUUUUAAUGCCACAUUCUGGGCGCGGGUGGAGGCCUACGGUCGGACCCGAAUGGAGGAGCAGGUGAAGGAGCUUCGUAGGAGAAACGCAGAGAUGGAGACCAUCUGCAUCGACGGUGGGGGGGCCGUGGAGGCAGUGGACAUCACAGAUGGACAUAUGAAACCCUGGCAGCCCAUUGGAGAGGCUUCAAUACUGGGGUACAACCUGAGGACCGACAUAGACCAGGAGUAUCAAGAGCUCUGCCGAAAAAUGCUCACACCUGAGAUACAGUAUUUGUCAAAUUUAGGAGUCAAUUUAUGGAAAACAAGGUUAUGGGGCUGGUUAAAAGACAGUAUUUUGUCACUGUAGAAAGUAUUGUUUGAUUUGUGCUGAGUUAGUUUUAUUGAUUCAUAUUUUUAUAUUUGUCUUACACAAAUAUUGAUAAAUAAUUUGCUGUGCUUAAUGUUUAAACAAGCAUUUUUGCUAAUUAAUUUAGCUUUUAUGACCUCAUAUUAAUUGAGCACAUUUUUAUAUGGAAUAUUUACAGUAUUUUCUUUAAAUACAAUUAUUUGUCAGACUGCAGGACCAUUUAAAAUGAACUCAUGAUGGAUCUGUGCUUUUGUCCCAUUGUUAUCUCUUUAAUUCUCAUUGACUAAAUGCAUCUAAUCAGUGUCAUUGUUUUUAACUUGGUUGUUUUGAAAUGGUUAUUGCUGAAAAAUUUGCUCAUACACAGUAUUGCAUUAUUAAUACUGCAGAAUGUUUUACUUGAAUAAAUGCAAUAUUGAGGUUGGCAUUGAGUUUUACAUGUAGAUGUCAAAUAUAUAGUUAGCCUAAAGCCUAAAUAGUCUAAAGUAUAUAUAUAUAUAUAUAUAUCUGUUAAUUUUAGGGUUUGGUUUAAAUCAAAGGACAAAGAGUAUUAAGGAUGUGCUUUUUAUUCAUUACUUCUUUUAUUAUUAAAAUAAUUUUAUUAUGUAGUUCAUCCCACUGAGACUCUCCAUUAAAUUUCAAUAGUGUCCUGGUUUAUUAA